Messenger RNA from Lycium barbarum (goji berry), 1127 nucleotides. Its product is annotated as alpha carbonic anhydrase 4-like. NCBI's taxonomy places the organism in Eukaryota, Viridiplantae, Streptophyta, Magnoliopsida, Solanales, Solanaceae. The record is from RefSeq and is a predicted model, not a curated record. The transcript is spliced from 7 exons. Gene Ontology annotation, molecular function: zinc ion binding; carbonate dehydratase activity. Bases 117 to 917 code for a protein of 266 amino acids.
UUUUAGUUGCUGGCACCUUUUUGUAAAUAAACUCUCAAAUUAAUAAAUAAAAAGGUCCUCCAGCACCACCGUGAACCACCACCAUAUAACGGUUGAGAAGCUUAGUGCAACCACCUAUGAUGGCCAAGACAAGUUUCAUCCCCGUUGUGUUUACAUUUCUAUUUCUUUCAUCAUACACCUUUUGCAAUGCUCAUGAUGAUAAUGAAGUUGAUGACGAGUCAAAAUUCACUUACUUGCUGGGAACAACACAAGGACCAGAAAAUUGGGGUACACUUAAACCAGAAUGGAAAUUAUGUGAAACUGGAAUAUUUCAGUCUCCCGUUAAUUUCCGUAACAAAACUGUGAAGAUUACUACUCGUAUCCAACAUUUGAAACCAAAUUACAAAACUGCACCUGCUGUUAUCAUGAACAGAGGUCAUGAUAUCAAGUUGCAAUGGGAAGGAGAUGCAGGAGGUAUCAACAUUGACGGUACUGAGUUCAAAUUACAACAAUGUCACUGGCAUACUCCUUCUGAGCAUAAAGUUGAUGGGAAAUGCUAUGCUAUGGAGGGUCACAUGGUUCACCAGAGUGCUGAUGGCAGACUAGCUGUCGUUGCUAUACCCUUCAAAAUUGGAACACCUAACCCUUUCCUUGAUAUGUUAAUACGUCACGUCGAGACAGUUGACGACAAGGGUUUGAAAUUGGGAAUGGUUGAUCCUCAACAACUUGGGGUCAAAGAUGAACCAUUCUACAGAUAUAUAGGUUCACUCACAGUUCCUCCAUGCACAGAGGGUAUCCUUUGGAACGUACUAUAUCAGGCAAGGACUGUUUCAAUGGAACAAAUGAUGGCGCUGAGAAAUGCUGUUCAUGAUGGAUUUGAAGCAAAUGCAAGACCAGUUCAGGGCUUACAUAAAAGACCAGUGUAUCUAGCUAUGUAAGACAGACCAAGAAUUGAUGAAGCUUCUAAGUAGAUGGCAUGUGAAUAUGAAAAGAAGCAGUGUUUCUUCAUUGCAAUAUUGUACCUUAAAAAACUCUAUGGUGGUGAAGUGUUGGAAAUUACCUGUUGGAUAGAUAUAUUUGGAAACCAAAAAGUCAUAGUUGAGGUCCACAUGUAUCUCUCACAGGAAAUAUACAGUAGUCUUGUCUUU